This is a messenger RNA of Pseudoliparis swirei, 2280 nucleotides long. RefSeq names its product endothelin 2 (gene edn2). Gene Ontology annotation, cellular component: extracellular region. Bases 273 to 971 code for a protein of 232 amino acids. The record is from RefSeq and is a predicted model, not a curated record. NCBI's taxonomy places the organism in Eukaryota, Metazoa, Chordata, Actinopteri, Perciformes, Liparidae. The transcript is spliced from 5 exons. Gene Ontology annotation, molecular function: hormone activity; endothelin B receptor binding. Gene Ontology annotation, biological process: vein smooth muscle contraction; regulation of systemic arterial blood pressure by endothelin; intracellular calcium ion homeostasis.
UUAUAGAUGCGUACACAUUAAUACUUACAAUUAAAUUCCUUAUGCUGAACUUCAGCCUCUUAAAUCCACGAUCCACCACCUGUAAAUCCAACAUGUUCUUACUGCCCUUCUCGGCCUUUUGGGGGCGCUGACGGGACUGUUUGUUUAGGUCACUGAUGGAAUGUGAGGAGGGCAGGUGGAGUGUGUGUGCGUGUGCGUGGUGUGUGUGUGCGCGUGUGUGUGUGUAACAAUACUGCUCUGAGUGACGAGUACACUGAGGUAGGAGGGCCAUCAUGAUAUCACUCGCAGGGGGUUGUAUAAGUAGAUGUCCUGGCAAGAAAGUGAACACAAAGCACCUGUUGCAGCUCCUCAGCCUCGACACGGUCCAGCUUAAAGACUCGUCUACACCUCCUGGAGCGUGUCAACUGACCGCUGCUGCCUUCACACAUCAGAACAUCAGACACAGGAUGAGGACCAUGGCUUCUUUCAUGUGCAAUACGAUGGUUUUAUUCUUCAUCUGCAUGGCUCUGCAAGAGAGUUGUGGACUCCCGUUAUCAGACCGGGAAGAGCUGCCAGCUCAGGCUGCUCACAAACACCGAGUCAGGACCAAACGCUGCUCCUGCAACAGCUGGGAUGAUAAAGAAUGCAUCUACUUCUGCCACCUGGAUAUUAUCUGGGUCAACACACCAGGUAAGCUCCUUCCUUACGGCCUUGGAAGUCCCCUGUCUCGUCGGCGCCGCCGUUCAGCUGAGAGAUGCGAAUGCCGCGACUCGGCCGAUAAAACCUGCUCCGGCUUCUGCCAUGCAAGCUCAAAGACUCCAAGGACGAAUGUCGUGGGCCCGUUGGUGCAGUCUGCAAGCACAAACAGCAACACAUUGCUGGAAUCCUUCAGAUCUGUAGUCAAGUCCAACUUUGCGGUCGCAAAAGAGGUUCUGUCAUCAAGCAAGAACGCGGGUGGAGUCCACAGACUGAGCGGCAGAACCAGGAGGUAGAGGACGGAGCAACCACCAGAAAAGGCUAAACCUCCAUGGAUCCAACCUCCGUGGGCCGGAGACUCCUCCGGCUCCCUUCAGGGUGUUAAAAUGUGUCAAGAGUCUCACCAACUGUGGAGAUUGAAGGAUGGCAGGAAAAAGAGGCAGUGGGUCAAACAUUCGAUCAACAAAACAGAGUUUGGGAGGACUCGCCGCUCAACGAGACAAAAGCCCGACCGCAGGAACAAUGCUGGGUGGAGACGCGGAGAGCUAUUUCUUGAACUCUCUUUGAACCUUUUUGAACUUAACAACAGAUGCCAAGAAAAAAAAUCCAUUAAAGCCAAGGACAUGGAAGCUGGUGUCUGUCCUUUUGGGGAAUGACAUCAAGAAAGUUUACAAUGACUAACAAACCAGUCGCUGAUCCAGGGUUCCUUUGUUUUCGUGAGCACACCUGGGACUCGUCUGAUUGGACGGUUUUAAAAACACAACUCACCAUCACUGAAGAUUAUAGAAUCGUUAUAUACAUCCCAGAGUCAUAUCAGCUCUGUAGUUAGUUGGGAAUUGUUUGUCAAUAUUUACUCUAGUGUUUCCUUGAUACUAAUAUGUUAUACUGCUCUGUAUCAGAGCUUGAAUCUGCUGCUCUACCGAGUCUUUAGGGCCAAUAAGCAAAUUGCUUUCUAAUUAUCAGGCAGUACUUGAAAGGGGGAGAUUGUUCACUCUUGGCACAUAUGGCCUCAGUGAAAAGAAGGUCAUCUCUUUGGGAUUUAUCUCAUAAACCAUUCGCUUUAUACAAGGUCUAUUGUCACUCACUUUCUGCUCUCAUAACAACAACAUUAGGUCUAUUGUGUUGGCCCAAGUGUUUAUUGCAUAGCUCCAGUUUAAUGUUUUGAUUUAAGAUAAGCCAGAAGGUUUCAAUGGCUUGCAGCUUGCCAAAAAAUGCAACAAUUGUUUUUCUCCCCUGACAAAUGUUCACUUAAUUCCUCUGUAAUUAGCCACUGGGAAACAAUGACUCGCGACUUGUGUUUUGCACAUCAAAAGCUAUUUGUCUGUGGCCUGCACUUUUGUAUUUGCCAUAAACGAUUUACUCCGCCGUUUUGGAUUGUAGUCAACUCACAGACACAUGGAAAUAUAAACCUUCUUUGUCCCUGAAAAUAUCCAUCCUCAAAUAUCUCAAUGCUGUAUAUGAUGGACAGUUUACCACCUUAGACAUUUACCGCUAAAUGUUGAAUUGUAUAUAUAUUAAUUCAGAGAUGUAUUUAUAUUUGUAUGAAUGAUGCACUGAACUUUUUAGGAGAAAAUAAAAACUCAAAGGAAAGAUCCCGACGCAGAA